Messenger RNA from Rhineura floridana, 896 nucleotides. RefSeq names its product glutaminase 2 (gene GLS2). The transcript is spliced from 6 exons. Gene Ontology annotation, molecular function: glutaminase activity; protein binding. Gene Ontology annotation, biological process: L-glutamine catabolic process. The record is from RefSeq and is a predicted model, not a curated record. Lineage: Eukaryota; Metazoa; Chordata; Lepidosauria; Squamata; Rhineuridae. Bases 1 to 447 code for a protein of 148 amino acids.
AUGGCCUGGGUGUCUUUCCCUACUUUCCCUUGUGCUUCUUCUCACUCAUUUCUCCAGGAACUGGUCUCACUCUUCAACUUUCACAACUAUGACAACUUGCUGCGCUACACCCACAAGGUGGACGCCCACCAUGAAGGAGAUGAAGUCGGAAACAAGGCCAUUGUGAACCUGUUUGCUGUCUACAGUGGCAAUGUCUCUGUCCUUCAGAGAUUUGCUCUGUCAGCCAUGGACAUGGAGCAGAAAGACUAUGCCUCCUGCACAGCUCAACAUGUAGCUGCAACAGAAGGACACUUUGUGGUUGUGAAGUUUCUGGUAGAAGCCUGCAGAGUCAAUCCCUUUGUCAGACAGGUGAGGAAUGGUAGGUGGGGGAGCAUUGCCUUGGAUGAUGCUACCCAAUUUAAUCACCUGGAAGUGAUGAAGUUACUCAAGGAUUACCAAGACACCUAGGUAUUGGGGGCCAGACAGACUGAGGAAGCAUCUAAUGACCUUUCCAAGGAGAACUUAGAAAGCAUGGUGUGAAAAUGUCAUGUUAUAUCAGAUAUUAGUUGCAUUUCUGCACAAAUUUACUAGAAGUCACGUUCUCAUUUCUGAAAGGAGAGAGACACACCAAUAGACUUACUGCUGCUUAGGCUGAGACAGGGAGGGGGUAAAAGUCCAUCCUCUUUUCUCUAGGCUCCUCCUUUGUGGUCAUUCUCUCAACAACAACACACCCGGUUAGUUCCAUGCACAAGCUCAAAACUUAUUUGGUGGCACAAUGGUAAAUGAGAGUCCUGGUUUGUGGCUUUAAGAGUCCACAGAAACUACCCUAGUAGCCAAUGGCGGGAGCUUAUCUCUUAGCACCACCAGUUCACACUGCCUGUAGAUCUAAGCAGGCACUGCUAGGUAGGCCAAAGGCA